Molecule: messenger RNA, 1167 nt
Organism: Zea mays
Lineage: Eukaryota; Viridiplantae; Streptophyta; Magnoliopsida; Poales; Poaceae
Product: extensin-like
Exons: 2
Coding region: 94-954 (286 amino acids)
Source: RefSeq, a predicted model, not a curated record
CCCCCUAGCCGCCACAACAUUUCUCCCUCUCCUCCUUCUAGCCAACGCACGCAUCCUCCCUGCCUUCUUCCUCCUUGCUUCACGGCAGCAAGCAUGGAGCUUGGCUCCUCUCCCCACGGCCGAGCCUCUGGUCCUCCCUCCACGGCGCCCUCUCUUCCAGCCGGCUCCCCCUUCCUCCUUUCCCCUUCUUCCCUAGGGCCGCCGAGCUCCUCCCAUGGCGUCCCCUGCCCUUCUUCCUCCCAUGGCGUCCCCUGCCCUUCUUCCUCCCAUGGCCGAGCUACUACACAAAGCAGCGGUAGCAGCUUCCAUGGAUGGCGCCUAGAUUUUCGAGCUCCCUCCCAUGGCGCCCUUCCCCUGCUGUCUUUUCCAGGGACGACGCCCUUCCUCCUAUCCUCUGCGCAGGGCACCCCUAUUUCCCUGCUCCAUGGCUGCCCAGCAGCGACGCUCUUCUCCCCCUCGGCUCCAGCUUCCUCGACGCCCCCUGCUCAUUCUCCCUCGCGCAGCAGCAGCAGGGCGCCCCUCUUCCCCAGCACGCCGAAGCACCCCCUGCUGUCCCCUAUGCCCUGCAUUUUUCCCCCAUGGAAAGCAGCAGGAUCAAUGCCGCCCAGGCCCCUGCUCCUCCCCUCUUCCCCACAAAACAGCAGCCGCAGCGAGCCCGCCGUCGUCCAUGGCGAGCAGCCUCCCCCCCCCGACGCGCAGGAGCUCUUUUCCCUCCUAGGGACAGCGCCCCUAAUUCACUCUCCCGGCAGCGCAGCAGCCCUCCCGUUCGUUCUCCACUCCCCUCGUCGCGUGUCAUCACUCUCGUGCUCGCUGCGUAGCCCCAUCCGCGACGCCGUCGAAACUCGUGCUAGUGGUCGAUGUUGCGCUUCGCGCCUUGCCCAUUCGACGAAAUGCCGAGCCAUGUGGACAGUCCAUGCGGCUAAGUCCCGACUCGUUCAGGUUGAAUCCAUGUGAUUGACUUAUUUGCACAUUUGUCAUUGUCAUGUAUAUAGAUGUAUGUGAAUAUGUUGUAUGUGAAUUAAAAUUCAUGGAGGAGAAAGUGGUACGCGUAGAUGUGUUUGCGAUUGGAAUGCCAACAAGUGUUUGUGUGCCUGCAAUGGUCCAUUUGUGUGUUGUAUGGAUUGGUCGCGGAUGUAUUAAUUGUUGGUUAAAACACUUCGUCGUAAA